GGCGUUUGCUUAUGAAGCUGUGAAGCUCGGGAUGGGUCAGUUUUUUGCUAAACUCCUGAAUAUUUUUGGAAGUCGCGAGCAUAAGGUGAUAAUUAUUGGAUUGGACAAUGCUGGAAAAACCACCAUACUUUACCAGUUCCUAAUGAAUGAGGUUGUGCAUACGUCACCUACAAUUGGAAGCAAUGUGGAAGAAAUCAUCCAGCACAAGACACAUUUCCUCAUGUGGGACAUUGGUGGUCAGGAAAACCUGCGGUCUACUUGGAAUACCUACUAUUCCAACACAGAGUUUGUCAUCCUUGUGAUCGAUAGCACAGAUCGUGAGAGGCUGACAGUGACAAAAGAGGAACUGUAUAAGAUGUUAGCUCAUGAGGACCUGCGUAAUGCAGCUGUGUUGAUAUUUGCCAACAAGCAAGAUAUUAAAAAUUCCAUGUCUACCUCUGAAAUUUCUAAGUUCCUCACCCUGAGCUCCAUCAGAGACCACCCAUGGCAUAUUCAAGGUUGCUGUGCACUCACAGGAGAGGGUUGUUAUUCCCCGUAACGUAUCACACAUUCCUGAAGACAACUAACAUUGACAAAUGGUGAUUUCAGCAGCAACGGUCUCUGCACACCUGCAGGGUAAUUACAUGCCAGCACAGCACCUGUGAUGGUUCAAAACCUUCAGAAUCCCAUCAGGGCAGCUCUGCAGCUCUUUAUUCUUUGCUUCUGCCUUGCCUGUGUGGGCUUUGUUGUGGGACAGCAGUGCAGUGCCAUCGGUUUUUGAGGCAUCCACAAACCAUCUCUUUGACACCUCUGCUAUAUAAUUCGUUGUUGUGUGAAAUGAGCAAAGAGCAGGUGGAAGUGCCAAUAUUAAAAGGCAUCAAGUUUCUCUUGAUAAAAAAUAUUUUGUUCCUUCUAUGGGGCAGGAGCAUAACUUGGGCAGAAAGCAAAACGGUUCUGGCUUAGGCCAAUAAAUUCAAUAUUGCACAAUGCAGCUUUCUGUCUCCUUGCCAAGCCUGGAUUGGAACCGUGGAACACUUUUAAACAGAUUAAGGCUAUUUUCUAUUGUUGAAAUAUGUCAUGAGUGGAAAUGUUUAAUAACUCAUCUAAUGUGAAUCGACUGAUUUUUAAUAACAGUUCUUAAAAACAUUGAAGGUGGCCAAUGCUGUCUUCAAUGUAUGAAUGUGGGGUGGGUGAAAGGAAAGUAUUUACUUAAGCUGUAUCUGUUUCAUAUAUCCAUGUAUAAUUUCUCUAAAGAAAAAGGGUAUUUUCUCAUACAAAGUAUCAUAAAGAUUGCCCAAUCAGUUAGAAUUAAUUGAAAAAAUCAUUUUCACUGUGGACAGCCUUAAUUGUGCCCUAUUUAAACGGCUGGUUUCUGGUUGUUUCUGCCUAAAAUGGUUCUAUCCUUUGGACUUAACCCAAGUUUAAAAUUAAGGAAAGCAGAAACACAUCCUUUUGAAAGCGAAGAACAUAUCUGGAAGCAACGGUGAAAUUCACUUACCUUUGCUACCAGUUCGGGAACAGGAGCAUGCGCGCACUAUGCGUUUACACCCCUCUUCUGCAUAUGCGCAGAUGGUAAAAAAAGGGAUGUAAUGGCGUUCCAGCGGGUAGGCGGAGCCUCCUGACACCUGUGCUAUCAGUUCGGCAAGCCAGAUACAACGGGGGGGGGGGGGAAUUUCACCGCUGUCUAAACCCUUAGCCCAUAUCUUGGGUAUAAUUGUUCCUUAGCGGUAGAUGUGGCUGGUCAGAAAACACCCAUUUACAAGCAAGCAAAAUAGUAAAAUUACUACAUUAGCUUUUCAGAUGCUGUCUAUUAGUUCAGUUUACCUUUGUUUUAAAAUAUCCUGAGCAUUUAGUUCAGGAGUCUCCAAACUUGGAAUUAUAAGACAUACUUCAACUCCCAGAAUUCCACAGCCAGCAUAGAGUUGCCACGUUUGGAGACCCCAAUCUAGUUGAAACCAUCUACAUUUUUUUCUUAACUGAUAUCUUUCUUAGAAUGCAUGUGGAGAUUCAAGCAAAACCUAGAACAUUUUUUGAAAUAAGGAGGCUAGAACCUGGAGCAGUAUGUCAGGUGCCCUCCAAUACAAUUCUUUAAAGAAGUCAAUUGAUGCUACCUGUCUAGUAAGCAUUGGAGGGAGGUCUUGGACUUUCUCCAAUAAAGAAAAGAAAACGAUUUCUCCCUUGAAAGGAUCCAAGUUAAUUUCAGUUUUCUUCUAGGAAUUGUGAAUUUUGGGUUUUCUAGUAUUAAUCAUUUCUUUUUCUCCACUCAGCCUUCCUGCUGGUUUAGAAUGGAUGAUAUCUCAAGUUGCUGCCAAGUAAUCUCAGCCAAACCUACUUUGGGACUGGGGAAAAAUAAACCAACCUUUAUAUUUAUUUCCACUUUACAAAACUCUCAGGAUCUGUUGGACCUUGGAAGGCUUUUUUCCCAGAGGCAUCAGUAUUUUAUUAAAAUACUUUUUAGCACAUGUCAUAUUAUAGGAGGAGUUGCAUUCAGCCUGUGGAGAGAUUCUUCCUGGACUUCGGAUCUAAUCAUAUCACAUUGGAAAGUCUGUUUAUAUCACGCCACUGUGUGGCUUUGAUUUUAUACCUUCCCAAUCAGAAUGGGACACUGCGGUGAGAAGUGUUAAGUCCUAUGAACCAAAAAAGAUUAUGGAACACUGCUGAGCAUUGCUUUUCCUUUCCACGAUGCUAACAUGUUUUGCAUUAUCAUUGUGAAAACAACAACAAAGAAGAUGGAAUGUUAUUUUGGGAAAUGUUAUUUCAUGGAUUUCACUCUGCCUUGUGAGAUGCUUGAAUUGCUUCCCAAAUGAAUAAGUAGCCAAGGAAAUUUUGAAACAGAUGUCCUCAUUUCUUCAUCUUUUCCUAGGAUUGCUGUCAUUUCGUCUGUCCUAUAGAUAAUUCUUGACUUAUGACCAGUCAUUUAAUUUCCUUUGAAGUCACAUCAUUUUAUUUUGGGCACUUCCAGUGCUCUGUUGGUCACAUGACUGCAGUGUGUGACCUUUUUUGCUGUUUCUCUGACUUUUGCUGGUUUCUGGCAAAAAGUGCCCAUGUGGGUGAGUAGAUUUGCUUAACUGCAGGGUUCACUGAACAACUAUGUGAUUCACUUAACAAUUGCAGUGAUUUGCUUUACAAUCACAAAAUUGACUCUGGUCAUAUGCAUUACUUUAUGACCACAGUCAUUUAUAACUGAAAUUCCAUAGUCCAUUGUGGUCAUAUGUCAAGGACUACCUAUAUAUCCAAUAAAUAAUUUCAAUGCUGCGUUGUUGUUUUAAAAUUUUCCAAGUCUGUCUUUUUUGUAUUUUUCUGACUCUACGUGUGUAUGUGCGCGCGUGCCCUCGCGCACACAUGCAUGUGUUCAUGUGCAUGUAUGUGUGUGCGUGUGGCUGCCUGUGCGAGAGAUGCAUAUCAGGAAAGAGUUCUUUUUGGAGCUGCUGUUUUCGAGGAUUCCUUUCAAACAGGUCAAGGCAAGUUUUGGACAAGAAAAUCUGUUAGUUCAAGCAAAACAGGUGAUAUGAAAGUGUGACAGUCCGUAAAGAAGAAAAUUCUUUCUCUCAACCUAUCUUUUCUUCUUUUAAGAGGAAGAAUGUUAGGUUCUGACAUUAUAACAGCUUAAUCUCAAAUAUAACCUAAAUAAAAAUGUGCAUGUUACUUCUGGGCUUAGAAGUGUUUGCUAUCUAACUGUAGGACAGACUGACCUGGACACAAGGGAGAACUGAGGCUACCAAUCCUGCCAGAAUAACUCCUCCUUGUACAGUUUAUUAUGUAUAAAUGUAGUUAAUGCCAUAUUUAGUCUGAACUUUUGUGCAGCAGAAUUAGUAUAAGAUAGUUGCCUCUAUAACCGCAGACUACCGAGAGGAGACCUUCCAAAAGUAAUUUCAUCCAAGAUUUUUAUUUUUUUUUAAAAAGCAUCCUACCAAGAGAAAAGUAACUGUUAAGGUGGUAAUACAGUUCUUUUCUCUUUGCAUGCUUUUAAUAUACAGCAAUGUUUCUCAAGCAUGGGAAACUUUAAGAUAUAUGGAUUUCAAUUUCCUGAAUUCCCCAGCCAGCCAUAUUUGAGGAAUAUACAGUAGAUGUAAAUGAAUAUUCAGAAAUGUGAUUCCCUGAUAUUCCCUGGUUUCUACCCCCCCCCCCUGCAUCUCACUAUGCAGUCAUAGUGUAUGUAUAGACCAAGGCACAUGAAGGAUGGUGGCAAAAAUGUAAUAUAGUGUUCUUGAACAUAAUGCAAACUAUCUGUUUUGGAAUGGUCAUUCCCAGGCUUGGAACUGUGGAAAAUCAGUAUUAAACAUGUCUGGGAAACUUUAAUUUCUUCGGCAAAAUUAAUCACAUUUGAAGGUGGUAUGCUAAUUCAUGAAGUUACAGAAAUAUGUGCUUUAUCAUUAGAAGGUUUGGUGCUAUGUAAACAAAUGUAAUUUGUCUUUUCUAUGUUCAAAUAUAUUCUUAUAAUGGUGGGAUUUUAAAAAAUAUUUCUAAGUAUGGUCUGUUUGAACUUAAAAAAAAUUAAAGUAUUUCCUCAUUAAAUGUCA
Ahaetulla prasina is the source of this 4499-nucleotide messenger RNA. RefSeq names its product ADP ribosylation factor like GTPase 5C (gene ARL5C). Gene Ontology annotation, molecular function: GTP binding; GTPase activity. Lineage: Eukaryota; Metazoa; Chordata; Lepidosauria; Squamata; Colubridae. Gene Ontology annotation, biological process: protein localization to Golgi membrane; vesicle-mediated transport; intracellular protein transport. The record is from RefSeq and is a predicted model, not a curated record. Gene Ontology annotation, cellular component: cytoplasm; trans-Golgi network. The coding region runs from base 32 to 538 and encodes 168 amino acids. The transcript has 6 exons.